Molecule: messenger RNA, 2907 nt
Organism: Dictyostelium discoideum AX4
Lineage: Eukaryota; Evosea; Eumycetozoa; Dictyosteliales; Dictyosteliaceae
Exons: 3
Coding region: 1-2907 (968 amino acids)
Biological process (GO): RNA-templated DNA biosynthetic process; DNA biosynthetic process; DNA recombination
Molecular function (GO): transferase activity; RNA-directed DNA polymerase activity; DNA-directed DNA polymerase activity
Source: RefSeq, a predicted model, not a curated record
AUGCCAAGAAAUCAGUUAACUCAAGUGGUAAUAACACUACAGGAAACAGUAGUAAUAGUAAAUCCAGUAGUGGGAGUAAUGGCCGAUCUAACAACUUCAAUGGAUCACCAAGUAAUGUUGCAUCAGGUAGCAACAAUACCAAGUCUGCCAACGGUACCAACAACCGUUUUCAGAAGAACAGGAAGUAAACUUACCAGUAGGUGGACGUCUGUUCCACCACAAACAAGUUUGGAAAGAAUUGGGUCUUCCAAACUUUUGUCAAGAGGUCAGGGUCCGAAAUCAGAUUGUAUCACAAAGGAAGUACAAGACUUGUUAUUAGACGAUGCCAUCGAACAAGUACUUCCAAACCGUUAUUCAAAGCGCGUUUUUUACUCCAACGUGUUUACGGUUCCAAAACCUGGAACGACUCUACAUCGUCCAGUUCUAGAUUUAAAAAGGUUAAACACUUACAUCAACAACCAAUCAUUCAAGAUGGAAGGAAUCAAGAAUCUACCAUCAAUGGUCAAACAAGGUUAUUACAUGGUAAAACUCGAUAUCAAGAAAGCCUACCUCCACGUUUUAGUAGAUCCACAAUACAGAGACUUAUUCCGCUUCGUGUGGAAAGGUUCGCAUUACCGUUGGAAAGCAAUGCCGUUCGGGUUAUCGACAGCUCCUCGUAUCUUUACAAUGUUGUUAAGACCUGUACUUCGAAUGUUGAGAGAUAUCAACGUAUCCGUCAUCGCUUACUUGGACGAUCUAUUAAUCGUCGGUUCAACAAAAGAAGAAUGUUUAUCCAACCUCAAAAAGACAAUGGACUUACUUGUCAAACUAGGUUUCAAGUUAAAUCUAGAAAAGAUUGUUCUCGAACCAACUCAAUUAAUUACAUUUCUCGGAUUACAAAUCGAUUCGGUAUCAAUGAAGCUUCUUGUUCCCAAAGAAAAGAAGAAAGGUGUCAUUAAGGAAAUAAGAAACUUUUUAAAACUAGAUUGUUGUUCCCCAAGAAAGCUUGCUGGUUUAAAAGGAAAGCUAAUCGCACUGAAAGAUGCAGUCAUCCCAUUCAGACUUUACACUCGUCGAACAAACAAAAAUCAGUCUGUUUCCAAGUUACGACUAUGUUCUUACAACCGAUGCCUCGGAAUCAGGUGCAGGUGCCACACUCAAGAAAGGAAACAAGGUAAUCAAAACUUGGUCAUUCCAGUGGUCAACAACUCAAUCAAACAUGUCGUCAAAUCGUCGAGAAAUGCUCGCGCUGCUAAUGGCUUAUCAAGCGCUAUGUCGGAAACUGAACAACUGCAAGCUGAAGAUUCAAACCGACAACACUACCACUCUCUCUUACAUCAAUCGCCAGGGUGGUCAAAUACAAGAUCUCUCAGUUCUGUUCGAACAACUUUGGAAACAAUGCCUCAAGAAGAAAGUGAACUUGAUUGGAGAGCAUAUUCCAGGAUUCUUCAAUGUAAAAGCCGACCACCUCAGCCGUCUUUCAGAGAUGAAUCACAAAUCAUCGACCAGAGUAAUCAAGAGUUACAACUGGCAACUGAAGAAGGAAGUGUUCAAUCGCAUCCAACUUCAAUUCGGUCAAAUACAGAUGGAUCUGUUCGCAUCUCACCUGAACCAUCAAACGAGCAACUACUCAACAAUCAGAAUGAAUGCACUCCACCUCGAUUGGAGUCAAUGGAGGCAAUGUCUGGCCUUCCCACCACCCAUUCUUUUGCCUUCUAUCCUGGAGAAGAUGAACUCAUACAGUUCGAAGAAGGUUUCUACAAUACUGAUCUUCCCAAUCUGGAGAUCAGCAACUUGGUAUCCGAUGAUUCAAGCUCAAGUUCCUCGUCAUCAUCGUCACAUGUUUCCUCAAGUACUGGGAACAUUCCAAGAAGUAUUGACCAAACAAUCAGUAGAGUCGAUACCAAUCCAGAUUCAACAACGUUGGAAACUGGGGAUUAUUCAACUUUCCAAUCUCAUGUAAUGUCAUUCGCUCGUACAACAAAUACAAAAACAGCUGAGCUGUUAAUGAAGUCUUGGGAACCUUCAACUCUCAAAGUAUAUAGCUCCAGUUAUACAAGAUUCCGCAAUUUCUGUACUUUGAACUCUUUGAAUCCAGCAAACAUAACCUUAGUUGUUUUCAUGGAUUAUCUUACACAUCUGUUCAAGCACAAACCUCCGUUAGCCUUCUCAACAAUUAACGGUCAUCGCUCUAUGUUGAAUCAGUUGUUACUCCUUAGGAAUCAAACUGAUAUUGUUAAUGAUCCAUUCAUUACAAGAAUUAUGACUGGUAUUCACAAGUUGCGUCCUUCAUCAGCAAAGUAUAAAGAGAUAUGGGAUGCAAACCAAGUAUUCAAGCACUUAUCUACUAUCAAAGUCAUCCCUAAGUACACAUACACUGCGCUAUUAAAUAAGACACUUGUACUCUGUAAAAUGUUUGGUUUAGCAAGAUCAUCAGACUUGGUGAAGUGGUCGUUCAAAGGUCUCAUUAUUACUCCUGACUCAAUCAAAGGUCCAGUUAUCAAUGCUAAAGAACAAAGAAGUGGUGUUGUUUCAAUCUUAGAAUUAACAUCGUUAGAUGAUACUAACUCUCAAGUAUGCCCUGUUCGCCACCUUGCAACAUACCUUAGAGCUUCUAAAGGAAGAAGAAAGCCCCAUUCGGGUGACUCUGUCUUUAUUAAGAAUGAGGGUGAACCGCUUCAAGUUAAUGAUAUUAAUUCAAUUGUACUAUCAACACUCUCAAAGUCAGGUAUUGAUAUUGUCAAGUUCAAAUCUCACUCUACCCGUUCCGCUAUGGCUUCUCUGCUGUUGUCCAAUAACGCUCCGUUCCACGUUGUAAAGAAGUUGGGUCGUUGGAAAUCAAACGAUACUGUAGAUACUUUCUACGAUAAAAGAAUCAUUGGUGAAAAAUCUGGUGGUUUCUUAAAUACUGUCGUCCAAAUUUCAUAA